AUGGACGGCGACGAGCUCCCUUUCGAGAUGGGAAUUCAGGUUUACGCUAAGGGAACUAAUAAGUUCGAGUUUGACCCAGUUUUACUGGAUUCUGGUUACGAUCCUAUCUGGGAUGCUAUUAGAGAAGAAGCUAAGCUUGAGGCAGAAAAGGAGCCUAUUUUGAGUAGCUUCUUGUAUGCUGGCAUCUUAGCACAUGAAUGUUUAGAGCAAGCUUUAGGGUUUGUUCUGGCCAACCGUCUCCAAAACCCAACCUUGUUGGCAACUCAACUCUUGGAUAUAUUUAAUGGUGUUAUGUUGCAUGACAAAGGUAUUCAGAGUUCUAUUCGCCAUGAUAUUCAGGCAUUUAAAGACAGGGACCCUGCUUGUCUGUCGUAUAGUUCUGCUAUUUUACAUCUGAAGGGCUAUCAUGCGUUGCAAGCAUACAGGGUUGCACAUAAGUUGUGGAGCCAAGGGCGGAAACUAUUAGCUCUUGCAUUGCAAAGCCGAAUAAGUGAGGUAGUAUUUGUUAUCAUUUCGGCAAAAAUUGGGGAGGGUAUAUUGCUGGAUCAUGGCACUGGUGUGGUGAUAGGCGAGACCGCUGUGAUAGGCAACCGUGUCUCGAUAUUGCAUGGUGUGACUUUAGGAGGAACCGGGAAGGAAACCGGUGACCGUCACCCAAAAAUAGGCGAAGGUGCAUUGCUUGGAGCCUGUGUGACUAUACUUGGAAACAUAAGCAUAGGUGUUGGGGCAAUGGUAGCUGCAGGUUCACUUGUUUUAAAGGACGUUCCUCCGCAUAGUGUGGUGGCUGGAAAUCCUGCAAAACUGAUCAGGGUCAUUGAUGAGCAAGACCCGUCUCUGGCUAUGAAAUAUGAUGCUACUAAAGACUUCUUUCGACAUGUAGCUGAUGGUUACAAAGCGGCAAUAUCCAACGGACCAUCAGUUUCAUCAGGAGAUACAGAGAAAGGACUCACUAACAGCACAACAUGA
Eruca vesicaria subsp. sativa (arugula) is the source of this 966-nucleotide messenger RNA. NCBI's taxonomy places the organism in Eukaryota, Viridiplantae, Streptophyta, Magnoliopsida, Brassicales, Brassicaceae. The record is from the annotation of a GenBank genome assembly.